GCCGAGCGGGGGAGGGGGCGUCGUCCUAGCGCGUGCGAUUGUGGGUGUGUGAGCUCUGGUGUGUUUGUGAGUCCCGACUGCCAUGUGUUGGCGGGGCCCGUUGAGGGGUUGUCCCACCCCCCUGGAGGAAGUUGGCUCGGGGCCCUUUUGGGGGACCCAGCUCCCUAGGAUCCUACCCGGGGAGAGGGCCGCCCCGGCCCCGGGCCGGGGUGAACGCACGGGGGGGCGGGUUUGUUUGGUUUCAAAAGUGCACGUUGCUAACCGCCGGCAGUACCCCCCCAACCCCCCGCCGCGGCUGAGCCGGGGAGGGGCCCCCAGAGAGUGACAGCUGCGGGUGGGGGCAGCGGGAAGGUCCCGGAGCUGGUGGGGGGGGCGGGAGCCCGCGCGAGUUCCCCUUUCCUUUGGAACAAAGGAAAGUCUGUUUCUGAGGCAUCUGUCACUCCCAGGCGGGCCAAGGAAACGGGGCGCGUGGGGCCGGCUACCCGAAGAAAGUUUAUGCGUGCCGGGACCCUCGGACAGGCGGAGCGUGUGCCGAGCCUCCCGCGGGGGAAACGCGCAGUCUCCGGGGCAGGGGGCGGCCAACAUGGAGUCUGGGCGCAGGGUUGGGGGGGCGGUGCGGAGGUGGGAGCCCAGCCCCCUCCCCUCCCCCUCCGGGCCGAGUUCGGAGCACAAAGCCGAGCGCGCAGGCUCGGCCGGCCCCGCGCCCCGAAGAGUCGGCCAGCGCCGUGUGGCGGGGGAAGGGGGUGGGAACCAAACUUUUUCCUGCCCCGGGACAGACACGCUUGCCCGAGGUCCAGCCUAGCCCCUAGACAUCAUGUCAGACAGUGAUUUGGGUGAGGAUGAAGGCCUCCUCUCCCUGGCAGGCAAGAGGAAGCGCAGAGGGAACCUACCGAAGGAGUCAGUGAAGAUCCUCCGGGACUGGCUGUACUUGCACCGCUAUAACGCGUAUCCCUCAGAGCAGGAGAAGCUGAGCCUUUCUGGACAGACCAACCUGUCAGUGCUGCAGAUAUGUAACUGGUUCAUCAAUGCCCGGCGGCGGCUUCUCCCAGACAUGCUCCGGAAGGACGGCAAAGACCCCAACCAGUACACCAUCUCCCGCCGUGGGGGUAAGGCCUCAGAUGUGGCCCUCCCCCGGGGCGGCAGCCCCUCAGUGCUGGCUGUGUCUGUACCGGCCCCCACCAAUGUGCUCUCCUUGUCUGUGUGCUCCGUGCCACUCCACUCGGGGCAGGGAGAAAAGCCAGCAGCCACCUUUCCACAAGGGGAGCCAGAGCCCUCCAAGUCCCUCGUGACCCCUGGUAGCACACUCACUCUGCUGACCAGGGCCGAAGCUGGAAGCCCCACAGGUGGACUUUUCAACACACCACCACCCACACCCCCAGAGCAGGACAAGGAGGACUUCAGCAGCUUCCAGCUGCUGGUGGAGGUGGCACUACAGAGGGCUGCUGAGAUGGAGCUCCAGAAGCAGCAGGACCCGCCGCCCCCAUUACUACGCACUCCCAUGUCCUUAGUCUCUGAAAACCCCAAGUAGGCAUCUGCCACAGGGGUGCUUGAGCCAGCUGUCCUAGGCUUCCGUUUUGGUUCCAUUUCCUACAGAGGGUUUCCUUUGGAUCACUGCCAAAUGUCGGGAUCAUCUCCUCUGUCCAGAGGUCUUCGGCAGGAAGACGCCAGCUGGUGUCACUGCACUGUGAUGGGACCUCUCCUCUGCUGACUCCGCUGUUUCUCCAGCCUCCUCAGUGAUGAGCCCAAGAGAUUGGAGACAGGCAUGGUGCUGCUGCUGUUUCUUCAGAGAACCCCCCCAGGACAUCUUUGUUCCAGCCUGCUUUCCUGGGCUGGGCACAGGGAACCUACCACGUUCAGACCUAUGCUGGGUCCAAGUUGCCUCUGACAAGGCCUCUUUGUUAAGCCAAGUGUGGACAUUCCAAGUUCGUAAGUGUGAACGAAAGAAAAAAGGAACCCAGCAGAUGUAACAGAACUGACUCCAGUUGAAUGUUUAGGUUUUCGCUAAACUUUGUGUUUAUUUUUCCCCUCUUUGCUGUGGUUUGCAUUAACGGGAGUAGUUAGCCCAGGUGUGGGGAGUGAGAGUACGUUGUGUGAUGGAGUCUGAUGAACUGGGAAUAAUCCGACACUGCAAUUGGUGAUUGUCUUACAAGAAAGUAUUUUCAUUUGGGGGACCAGCCAUAUCUCUGCAAAAUUCCAUGGUUGUUUUAUUGUUGGUUUGGUUUACCAAAAAAUACUGUAUGGGCUUUGGCUUAUCUCUAUCAUGCAGAAAAGGGGAUAAAGCCACAGCCAGUGAGAGGGUCCAACAAAGAAUCUGACCAAACCUUCUAAGUGCAGAGCAGAGAAGGAUGUUAAAAACAGAGGUGGUUUUGGUGGGGGGAGGGUUGUUUUUGUUUUUGUUUUUGUUU
Molecule: messenger RNA, 2405 nt
Organism: Phacochoerus africanus (Common warthog)
Lineage: Eukaryota; Metazoa; Chordata; Mammalia; Artiodactyla; Suidae
Gene: TGIF2
Product: TGFB induced factor homeobox 2
Exons: 3
Coding region: 815-1528 (237 amino acids)
Biological process (GO): regulation of transcription by RNA polymerase II
Molecular function (GO): DNA-binding transcription factor activity, RNA polymerase II-specific; RNA polymerase II cis-regulatory region sequence-specific DNA binding
Source: RefSeq, a predicted model, not a curated record